AUGGCUCCAGGGAAUUUCAGUCAGGUGACUGAGUUCAUUCUCAUUGGUGUCUCAGACCGUCCUGAGCUCCAAAUCCCCCUUUUCUUUGUCUUCCUGGUGAUCUAUGGGCUGACAGUGGCAGGGAACCUUGGCAUCAUCAUACUCACCAGUGUGGAUUCUCGACUUCAAACUCCCAUGUACUUUUUCCUCAAACACUUGGCUAUUAUCAAUCUUGGCAAUUCUACUGUUAUUGCACCUAAAAUGUUGGCCAACUUCCUGGCUAAGAAGAAAACCAUCUCCUACUACUGCUGUGCAGCUCAACUUGGUGGAUUCUUAGUUUUCAUUGUGGCAGAGAUUUUCAUGCUGGCCGUAAUGGCCUAUGACCGUUACGUGGCCAUUUGCAACCCCCUACUCUAUAUGGUGAUAGUAUCUCGGCAGAUUUGUUUUCUGUUAGUGUCUCUCACAUACCUCUAUGGCUUGACCACAGCACUGACCGUCACUCCUUGUGUGUUCUCCGUGUCAUACUGUUCUUCCAAUGUAAUCAAUCAUUUCUACUGUGAUGACGUACCUUUGUUAGCAUUGUCCUGUUCUGAUACCUACAUUCCAGAAACUGCGGUGUUUACCUUUUCGGGGACCAAUUUGCUUUUCUCCAUGAUCAUUGUUCUAAUAUCCUACUUCAACAUUGUCAUUGCCAUUUUGAGGAUACAGUCCUCGGAAGGAAGACAAAAAGCUUUUUCCACCUGUGCCUCUCAUAUGAUGGCAGUCACCGUGUUCUAUGGGACUCUGUUUUUCAUGUAUUUGCAACCAAGGACUAAUCACUCACUAAAUACUGAUAAAAUGGCCUCUGUCUUCUACACCCUAGUUAUACCAAUGCUGAAUCCACUCAUUUACAGUCUAAGGAACAAAGAGGUGAAGGAUGCACUGAAGAGGUUACUGAAAAACCCAUGCCAAUCAUUCAAAUUAUUGUAA
Messenger RNA from Chrysochloris asiatica (Cape golden mole), 948 nucleotides. Its product is annotated as olfactory receptor 8J2-like. Gene Ontology annotation, biological process: sensory perception of smell; G protein-coupled receptor signaling pathway. The transcript has a single exon. Gene Ontology annotation, cellular component: membrane. Gene Ontology annotation, molecular function: odorant binding; olfactory receptor activity; G protein-coupled receptor activity. Bases 1 to 948 code for a protein of 315 amino acids. The record is from RefSeq and is a predicted model, not a curated record. Lineage: Eukaryota; Metazoa; Chordata; Mammalia; Afrosoricida; Chrysochloridae.